AUGCGAGCGUUUGGACACUCUGAAAACUUGAGAACGCUCAGAAUACUUGAGGCACAGCGCCCGCUUGCCAAGUAUCCGAAGAAGGCUGCAUCAAGACGUGCCGAGGUGGGCACAAACAUUCUUCAAUCGGUGCUUCAGAGGAGCUUCACAGGAUCUAAGGUCGUAGACAUGCAAGCCACUCAGAUGGCCGCUGCAGCCAGACAUGCCCUCACUGCUGCCCAAGCCGUUGGCAGGGGAGCACCGACUGGGAGCAAAGAGAACCUGGCACCACAACGGCUCAAGCGUUCUGCCAGUGAGGCUGGUUUGGACGGCCCACCUUCACAAAUGGGCAAGCCCCUUGAGGCUAGCAGACAGCCUCUGAUCAUGGAGAGACCGCAACAGCUGGCUGAUAGAGGACACAAGCUGCGACCUGCAGUGCGGCUGCCCCCACAACAUUCUGGAGGCCGGGGGGGGCUCCUGUUGGGAGGUCCUUCACCUGUCUCUGACAUUGAACGGGCGCGCAUACCACCCAGGGCCACAGCGCAAGCAGCAGCUGAAGAGCCUGACCUCUCUCCCAGCCCUCCGCUCCACGAUGCGGCCCUUGACGCCCUGCCAGCUGGGCCUCUCUUUCCAUUUGGAGACUUCGGUGGCAGCCCCUUCGGUGGCUUUGACGAGUUGCUGUAUCCCACUGAGUUUGACCAGCUGGUGCGCAGCCUCACUCAGCAGCAUGCCCUGCGCCGGCUGUCAGACCCUUUAGAGGCAGCUGCGCCCCUUGAGCAGCACCCCCCGCCACCUCUGGGCCUGCAGGCCUGGCUAGAGCCAGCUGCCCCCGAGGGGGCUUCGCUUGAGCCCCUGCCCACUUCUGAGCCAGACCUUAGAAUUCACCGGGCACGCCUCCCCACAAUAGACGACCUUCUUUUUCCCAAUCAGCCCCGAGUGGACUUCCCUGCCCGCUUCAUCCCCGUCACAGGGUGGCAGGCCUCCAGUGCGGAGCCUCUCCCGCCUGCGCCUAUCGCUGCAAUGGUCCCUCCAGAUGGGCGCACUCUCCCUCUCUUUACUGAGACACUUGGGGCAGCACAGCGGGAACGGGAGCCUCUGAGGGAGCUGGACGCAAACAUGGUCAGCCAGGGCACAACCCAGCUUGCCCUAAAGAAGAAGCGCCGAGUGAGCUCAAGAGACUCACGGACUGAUGUCCUUGACCCUUUGGACGCAUGUGAUCCAUCCUUGGCUUCCGUCUCGGACCUCUGGGCCCACCAGGGCGACCAGUGGUGGCUCACGGCCGCCCGUUGUGCUUCGGAGCGCGUCUCCGAGCUCGCCAGCAAGGAGGCCCGGCUGCGCCACCGCCUGCACGCCCUGGGCCUCUCUGGCAGUCCCCUCGUGUCGACAACCGUCCAGGGCUGCUAUCCCGGAUGGAAUGCUCGUGAACAAAGGGAUUCGAUUGGGCACGACUUCGAAGCAGAGGGUAAUAGCAGGGCGGGCUCCAAAUUGUGUUUUGCUGGGGCGGAUCCUAGUGGUCCAAGAGAAGACGCCUCGUGCUUGGGCACAGAAGGCGAGCUUCCGGUGGCCUUCUCCGGGACGUUCACAGCACGGGGGCUCCAGAUCGUCCAGGUGGAACCGGCGCGGGAGGAGAGCUUGGGAGAGUUCCUACAGAGGAGAGUAGUACGCUCCAGCAGGGCGCUCGCCGACUCGGUGUGGCGCGUGCACGGCAAGCAGCUCCUCAUGCUCGGGCCCAGUCCGCAAAGUGUGGCCAGGCCGAGGCUGGAAACAACAAUGACGCCCGGCAGGGGUGAGGAGAGUGGGGCAAGCAUGCACCAAAAUUCUUGGUUAGGUGCAUUUGGUGAAAGGCUUUGACAAAUACGAAUAGCUCAUGCAUUAAUCGGCUCAUGAGGCCACGAUGACAAUGAGGUCGAACUUUGGAGGUGACCCAGCCUCUGCGCUGCGGAGAGUUUCCGAGAUUUUGCAGGUAAUUAAGCUCGAUUAACUGGAAAAGCAGUUGUUAAGAAUGAAUCGGUUGAGGCACCGUGAACGUGUUGACUGGUUCUUGAGAUCAUGCCUCAGAGAUCCGGAAGAAUUAGCCCAGUCCGCAGAAGUAUCCUCAAUCGAAAGUAUUGGCCUUGAACAACCACGAGGCUUCUAUACGGCUAAAGCUUCAUGCAUUAUUUGGGCAGUCUGACAAGGUGGUCACAAGUCUUGCUACGGUAACUGUACGGGUUCUUGUUCUCAAACACGUGAAGGUAGACGUUGUGUCCAAUCAAUCUCGCCAAUUGGGUGCUCCCGGAUAGAUGCACGUCGUAAACUAGACUCUGAGCACCGCUCCCAAGCUCUCAGGAACACGAUCGACCCAUAUGCCGCC
This is a messenger RNA of Klebsormidium nitens, 2332 nucleotides long. NCBI's taxonomy places the organism in Eukaryota, Viridiplantae, Streptophyta, Klebsormidiophyceae, Klebsormidiales, Klebsormidiaceae. The record is from the annotation of a GenBank genome assembly.